Molecule: messenger RNA, 2762 nt
Organism: Oncorhynchus kisutch (coho salmon)
Lineage: Eukaryota; Metazoa; Chordata; Actinopteri; Salmoniformes; Salmonidae
Gene: fzd8a
Product: frizzled class receptor 8a
Exons: 1
Coding region: 472-2223 (583 amino acids)
Biological process (GO): non-canonical Wnt signaling pathway; canonical Wnt signaling pathway
Cellular component (GO): plasma membrane
Molecular function (GO): Wnt receptor activity; Wnt-protein binding
Source: RefSeq, a predicted model, not a curated record
AACGAAUUGUAUGGGCAAUAGAACAUAGAGCACACACAACGAAUGUAGCCACUGCUUUUCGAGAAACAGUAGCCACGAUUUUUAAACUUCUAUAGUCGUUUUAAACGGAGCAUGCAAACCAAUUCAGGGGAAAGAGGCCUAGUCGAGGAUAAGCUACAGGAUAACCAUAGCACCCUUUUUUUUUUUACAAGGGAAUAAAGCCGGGUGUUCUGCAUCUCUCGCUUCUCCUCAGUCCUCAGCCAUCUUGACUGCUCCUGCUCGCCUGAAGGCUAUAUUUUCUCCUCCCGCUCCUCCUCUGAAAGUAUACACGGUUUGCAAAUCGCUUGCAACUCCGUGCCAAAAGAGUAAGCGAGAUGGGUUCACUGUACACGAUCUAAUUAGACUGCGCAGGCUCUGGCAAGAGACAGGAGCAGGCAGAGGAGGACUACUGUACUGCUGUUUUAUCAACAGAGGAGAGGGAUCCGAUAAAGGAUGGAGUGCUACCUGUCGGGGAUAUACCUGCUUCUCUCACUUGCUAUUUUACCGAGAUCCAGCGGCACCACGGCGAAGGAGAUCACCUGCCAAGAGAUUGCCGUGCCUCUGUGCAAGGGGAUCGGCUACAACUAUACCUACAUGCCCAACCAGUUCAAUCACGACACCCAGGACGAGGCGGGUUUGGAGGUACACCAGUUCUGGCCUCUGGUUGAAAUCCAGUGCUCGCCGGACCUCAAGUUCUUUCUUUGCAGCAUGUACACUCCUAUUUGCCUAGAGGACUAUAAGAAACCACUGCCACCGUGCCGGAGCGUCUGCGAGAGAGCGAAGGCAGGCUGUGCGCCUCUUAUGAGGCAGUAUGGUUUUCCCUGGCCAGACAGAAUGAAAUGUGACUCGCUACCGGUUCAAGGCAAUCCGGAGAUGUUAUGUAUGGACUACAAUAGGACUCACUCGACCACAGUAUCACCGGUCCUUUCUAAGCCUACCAACUAUCCGGGUAAGGCGUUUAACCCUAAUAAAAACAACAAAGGACACAAUCGACCCGGUGUUCCCGGUAAAUACAAACCGCCGGCUCCCUGCGAGCCGCAGUGCAAGUGUCUUUCGCCCAUGGUCCCGGUAAACACUGACCGGCAUCACCUCUACAACCGGGUGAAGACCGGGCAGCUUUUAAACUGCGCCAUGCCCUGCCAUAACCCCUAUUUUACGCAAGACGAGAGAACGUUUACCGCGUUCUGGAUAGGUCUGUGGUCCGUGUUAUGUUUUGUGUCCACGUUCGCAACGGUUGCCACUUUUCUCAUAGACAUGGAGCGGUUCAAGUACCCAGAGAGACCCAUUAUUUUCCUCUCUGCCUGUUACAUGUUUGUUUCCAUCGGGUAUAUCGUCAGACUAAUCGCUGGACACGAAAAGGUGGCCUGCAACCGGGAGUAUGACGUGGAACACAUUCACUAUGAGACCACUGGCCCUGCACUCUGUACUGUUGUGUUUCUUUUGAUUUAUUUCUUCGGCAUGGCCAGUUCUAUCUGGUGGGUCAUUCUCUCUUUGACAUGGUUCCUGGCUGCUGGGAUGAAAUGGGGAAACGAAGCCAUAGCCAGUUACUCCCAAUAUUUUCACCUGGCUGCUUGGCUUAUCCCUAGUAUGAAAUCUAUUGCUGUGUUGGCCCUCAGCUCUGUGGACGGGGACUCAGUGGCUGGAAUCUGCUACGUUGGCAAUCAAAACUUGGACAAUCUGAGAGGAUUCGUGUUGGCCCCCCUGGUCAUAUAUUUAUUUAUCGGCACUAUGUUCCUCCUGGCCGGGUUUGUGUCCCUGUUCAGGAUACGCAGCGUGAUCAAACAGGGUGGCACCAAAACAGACAAGCUGGAGAAGUUGAUGAUAAGGAUAGGGAUAUUCACCGUGUUGUACACCGUACCUGCCACUAUUAUAGUGGCCUGUUACUUCUACGAGCAGCACAACAGACAGAGUUGGGAGAUCACCCACAACUGCUCCUGUCUGUCGGAGCAUGAACUGAACAAGCCGGACUAUGCAGUCUUCAUGUUGAAGUACUUUAUGUGCCUUCUGGUGGGCAUUACGUCCGGCGUGUGGAUAUGGUCGGGGAAGACCCUGGAAUCAUGGAGGACCUUCUGCACGCGCUGCUGUUGGGGUAGCAAAGGCACCAGUGGCUCAAUGUACAGUGACGUGAGCACAGGACUAACCUGGAGAUCGGGUACUGCCAGCUCUGUAUCUUGCCCAAAACAGAUGCCAUUGUCACAGGUUUGAAGAGAAACCCAUGGAUGGACUAAUGGGCUAAUUGUUCCGGAGCUUGGCUAGCACUCUUUUUUUAUACCAGUUAGCAUUUUAACAUACUGUUGAAGAACUGGUUAUAACAUUGUAGCCUACCUGGCAUUAACAAGAGUUCAUUCCUACCCAUUCAUAUGUAUAGAACGAGCAGACUGACAUUUCUGGGCACAUGGGCAUUAUGUGUUCUUUCUUUUUACGCAAAGAAACAUUUAGUUCAUAACCCUAUAAGGACUGAUUGAUAACCUUAACAUAGUGCCAGUCAGAUGUAAUUGUAUAAAUCAAUCAGAACAAUAUCAAAGAUGGUUUAAAUUAAGCCUUAAUAGUGCCCAAAUAUUAUACGUGUCAUUUUUUUAAUUAUAAAGAUGUAUUUAUAUAAUGGUUAUGUACAAACUUGUAAAUUCUGUAUAAAAGAAAAUGUAUAAGCUAUUGUAAAUGUGUAUAAAGUGUAGAAGAUGUCUCUUUGUAAAAAAGCAAAUAUGACUUUUAUUUUGACAAUAAAAAUAAACAUUUUGAUAAAU